Molecule: messenger RNA, 3855 nt
Organism: Mauremys mutica (yellowpond turtle)
Lineage: Eukaryota; Metazoa; Chordata; Testudines; Geoemydidae
Exons: 2
Coding region: 144-1094 (316 amino acids)
Source: RefSeq, a predicted model, not a curated record
GGCCAGCACCUCUGCUUGAUCCAGCUACAGAUGCCAGGGCCUGGGCCAAGAGCUGCCUACUGAAGCAUUUGUUCUAGAACCUGCAGUCUCCUGGCAACAGCCCAGCUAUUCCUGGAGACCCCACUGCCCCGGGCACAACCGCCAUGCAGCUUGAGAAAGUUGGGUGCUGGAAGAGUGGGCUAGACGGGCCCAGGUCCUGCAGGGAGAAGUUCCUACAAGCUUGGAAUGAAAAGUUGAAACUCCAGCCUUGCCCUAUCUCCCCACAAGUGCCAAACUGCCGAUCCCCCGGCAGCAUUCCAACCCAGGGGCAGUGGCCUGGGGCUGAGCCUGUACCUUUCUCUCUCAGGGGGGCUCUGCUGCAUCCCAGCUGCCACCCUGGUGACAGUGCCCUUUACUUCCUGGCAGUGGUGACUGCACUGGACCACUCAGGCUCCACCCCUGUGUCUUUUGUGGCCCCUGGGGGCUGCUCCGGGCACACACCCAGAACUCCAGCUGGAAUACGACCCUGUGACAAAGAUCCAGGUCCUUUCUACAAGGAGCUGGCAAGACUCCCCUUGGCCUGGGAAGGGGACUCUGAGGAGGAACUCCUCCAGAUCUGUGCUUCAGACUUGCUGCUGGGCUCCUCUCUGAGGAAGAGGCCGCGGCUGUUACCCCCCAACAGGAAGAUGCACGUAGAGGUAUGGAAAAGAAAACCAGCAUCCCAUCCCCUGGAGGAGGGUGCAAGAAGCCCGGUCCCUCUGGAGUACAGUCACCUGGUAGAUGCCAUGGCAAUGACGGAGCCCGCCGACAUUUCUGAGGUGGAAUCUUUCUACCGGCAAUUCACCCCCUGGCCAAGGAGACGAGGCUCUUACAGGAGCACUAAGGCUGUCCACGCGCAGACAGAGAGUGCGUCGCCUGUCAGGGAAGCAGACGAGGCUGCCCACCAGCAGCAUAGCCUCUGGGGAUCAGCAGGCAGUGGCUUUGAGCAGCACCCCAAGAGCAAUUGCAAGAGGGCCAUGGCCUCCAUUUCCACCCUCAUCCUGGCUGCCAAGCGGCCCAGAGACACUGCUUGGAAUGAGCACCUCCCAUUCAAGAAACGGUACAUCCAGUACUGACUCCAGCCGACAAACGGGGCUCUUGUUCACUAGGACCGGCUGGCAUGCUCCUACGACUUCAGUGUAAUGAGGAGUUCUCUCCCAGCCAGAGCCAAGUGACCCUUAGAGCAGCAUUCCCUGCAGCAGCACCCAACUCAGGGGCUCCUGCUAAGCUGCCCUUUACCUCCAUUUUAAAUAGACAAUUGUGUUUUUAAAAUAAAUCCCUUUUUUAGAUGUCACCUGGUGUUUGUUCACUGCAGAUCAUGGGUUGAGGAAGAGGUGCUUGGGAGCUCCUUCAAGGGAAGGUUGUGUCAUUUACUAUGUUUGCACACUGCCUAGCCUCUAGGUGCUAUUAGAUUAUUAAUGUUAAUUAAUCGGGCACCCCCUGGCCACUUCUCAAAGAGGGGAUGCUUCGAGCAGGAGAGAGGUGAAGGCUCUCAGGAGUGUUGUCUCCUUACUGAAAGGCUGCAAACCAAUUAAUGCUUUGUACGCUAAGGGCAUGCACAGAGACUAUUCUGGAGCCCCUGUGACCUUGUGUUCUGCUAAGAUCAAAGAUCCUAGGCAAUUUAAAAGUUGCUAAUAACUCCUGCUGCUCCAAGUAAACAAUGCUCGAGGGCUCUUAAAGAAGGGGGACUACCUCUCCUGAACUGCUUUGAUCUCUCAGUUCUUGCAAUCUCACAUUUAAUAAAAAGUGAAGGAUUUUGAUAAGUCCCUCAGGGUCUCCUGCUUCAAUAUUCAAGUUAAACAUGUAUAGUAGCAUAAACUAACUCCCCUAAUACUCAAUGGGCAGAUUCUUCUUUGCUUUAUUAACAGACUAAUCUAUUCUCUCCCUAUGCAGGGGAGAUGCCCUGACAUGAGAUGACUACCUCCACCUAACCCUUUUAAAAAAGGGACUAGUUCACAAAAUUGGGUGCCUCUGCUUAAACAGCCUAUCUACUAAUGGAAAAAGGCCUUUUCUGUGACCAGCUGGCCAGAGACUAGUGCACCAGCAAGUGAGCUAACCAAGGGCUCUUAGCUAUAGGGAUGAUUUUUUAUUAGCAAGUGAGCCUUCAGGAACAGGAAGGAGCUGUGGUUGCAUCUGCCCACAACCAGAUGUGACCGCAUCACCAACACAGCUACCAACAUGAAUAGGAGCUCACAGCAUGGGUGGUUGGUGGAGUGAUUUAAGAAUCCCCACAUAAUGUGACUUUGAUAUUAGCUCAGCCAUGUCAAUAACCCCUCAGAGGCCGGAUGUUGAGUAUGCUGGCUCAUAGGCCAGAUCAGAGCUAUUGGAAAAAACAGGCACUGCUCUUGUCCACUAAUAAUUGUUUUCUAUGAAAGAGAGAGCUUAAUUCCAGCAGGGUUUAACAAAACUAUACAAACAGCUGCCUGAACAAGGCCCGAGAAACUGAAGGGGUGGCACAGAAGUGGAACCAUAUCAUUAAACACAGUGUUCAGAUGAACUAGGACUGAACGGGUCAAACAAACCCAAGCUGUGACUCUCUGGGAGCAUAAAGCUUUAGGAAGAAGACUGUAUUAUUUUCCUUUGAACAUUGUAUUCCACCAAUCUCACCCCAGUCUAGCAAGCUUUCUGGGGUGUCAGUCUAGUGGUGAAUUAGGGUUUGGGGAGUUAGUUCCCCCAUUCUUGCCCCCCUUCUCAGUAUAGCCACCCCACAAGCAUUUAAAAAAAAUAAAAUGCAUGAAUCAGCCCCUCCCCCCCAAAAAAAUGUAUAAAAGAUUUUAAAUAGUAAGUUACGGGUUUCUCUCUACCUUCUGAUUGCUGAGCCAUUAGGGCAUACUUCAUGUUUUCACAAGCAUGAAGGCAAGAAACUGGCUGUAUUUUAUUUUUAAAGUGAAAACUGAUACUCUCACCUAAUCACAGGCCUCGAGGAACAAAUAUUUUAAGAGGGAACCUCCCCAAAAAAACCACCACCACCCAAAAAAAGUAAAUCACAAGUCACAAUAAGAGUUGACAAUACUGCUGUUGUUCAAAAUUGUGAGCAGCUUAGAUGGGUGGAAGAUGUGUGUGUUUGGGGAAGAAUCCUAAUCAGUUUGCUUGGAAGGCACUUCUGCACAAAAGUGUAGUAUCUAGAGACAGAGGCAAGGUACCCCAUACUCAAGGAGGGGAGGGAAGGUGAUCAGAUGAGGAUACCCCUCAUCUGCAGGUCUAGAGGAAAGUUUUAUUCCACAUCCCCUGGGUGACAAAGAAGAGUACAGAGCUUUCAUUGGCACAGACAGGUUGUUUGGCCAUUUUAGGCAGAUCAACUUUGAAGUUAAGAGGAAAGGAAAAUAACUUCUGCUCACAUCUGCACUAGGAGCUAUGCUAUACCACCAGACACCACUUGCACUGACAAACUAGAGUGACAAAAGCACAGCUUUAUCUAAACCCCCACCCCACCAAAAUCUAUACCGGCAAAUGUACAGUUGUUCGUAUAUCUACAUCUGCACGAUCAGGGAAUUACAGCUCUGCCAGCAAGUCUGUUGUGUAGACAGGGCCUCUACUAUUCCUGCCACUACACACUCCCUUCUUAAAGGGGAAGAGCUAGCUCCUGCAAUGAGCUUUACUCUUUUGUGGGAAACAGGGAGAAGGACUUGACAUAGAUGCUCCCUCCUCUUCAUGUGUUUUGGCCUUAAAGAAACCCUUAGUGCUGAUGAAAGAUGGAAGAAUCAACACAUGACCCACUGGUUUGAAGUAUUUAAAUACCUUCUCAGCAGCUCUGCUUUUGAGUACGGCCCCUCUGACUGCAGGAGAUUCCUCAACUGUUCUGAGCAAGGAGUUUCUCAGCUAGUGGCUUUUUUAUGA